AUGGCUGACGUUUGCGUCACCCAGCAGUGUGGGUUAUGUUGCUUCAAGCUCUACAACGGCGAGGAUAUUAUAGCUUUCGGGAGUGAUGGUCGGCUUUCCACGCCCUUUCAGAAUGGCCCAGCCUUUGUGGUUAAUGAAUCCGACGCCUACAUACAAUGCGUUGGAGCCUGUUUGCAUUCGGGAGGGCAAGCAGUGGGCUGUCAUGCUGAAUGCGUCAACCAGGUGCCUGCACGGCGACUGUCUGCUGUUCUCAAGGUGUGGACAUACAACUAUGAACCCGCGAGGUCGGAAACCAAUAGGCGGAUCACAUGGCUGCAUCAAACCUUCUCUUCUCUGCUGAGAAGCGAUGUCUUCGGCAAGAAGAUGCCCACAUUGCCCCCGGAGCUGCUUUCUCAAAUCACGGCAUACUGUUACAGUAGUUUUGCAAUCGAGUACACCAUGGCGCGGCUUGCCCUGGGCUGUACUAAAGCCAACGCACGCACAACUGUUAUCAGCAUGUCCCAACGAAUCUGGGCCCACUUCACAACGUUUGAAGGCGUCGAUUACAUAGCACCCCUGAACAACGCGGCAGACCAUCUUCACGCUGAGAUCAUCUUCGAACCCGACCCUGUCCGCUCUGUGAAGACUGUCUACAUCGCUGAGAUCGCUACUGUACCCUGUGUGGUUUUGGGAAGAACGGCUUCAUAG
This is a messenger RNA of Colletotrichum destructivum, 687 nucleotides long. RefSeq lists its product as uncharacterized. Lineage: Eukaryota; Fungi; Ascomycota; Sordariomycetes; Glomerellales; Glomerellaceae. The record is from RefSeq and is a predicted model, not a curated record. Bases 1 to 687 code for a protein of 228 amino acids. The transcript is spliced from 2 exons.